Molecule: messenger RNA, 749 nt
Organism: Cydia fagiglandana
Lineage: Eukaryota; Metazoa; Arthropoda; Insecta; Lepidoptera; Tortricidae
Exons: 2
Coding region: 20-715 (231 amino acids)
Source: RefSeq, a predicted model, not a curated record
UCAUAAAUAUUGGUGCAAUAUGGAUACUGCAAGAAAGAUGACUAUCUUAAAAUUGAUUUCCGACAGUAAAUCCGUGUUAUUUGGUAAAUUUGAUAACAAAUUAACAUUCGAAAUGAAAGUUAAUAAAUGGAAGGAAAUAGCUCAACGUUUGAAUGAAAUGGGUGUGUACGACAAAGAUUGGAAAUAUCUAAGAGAUACAACUUGGCAAAAUUGGAGAAAGAGGACUAUAGAAAAAAGGGAUAAUCGUGACCAAACAGGAUCUGCGGGAGGCAAAAAAUGGCAAUUUGAUGAAACUGAUGACAUUAUUCUGAAUAUAAUAGGGAAGAACACUCCAGUCGUAGAGGGUUUGACAGUUCCAGAAUCCUCAGGAACUCAGGCGGCUGAGACUAUUCAAGUACAAGAAACAAGUCAACCUAUUCCUCAAAAUUCCCAAAAUAAAACGAAUUCAACUAAUGUGCAGUAUAAAUCCGUUAUACGUUUAAAAAAGGAAAAAUUAGAGGCUGAAAUAUUGUUGCUUAAAGAGAAAACUGAACUUUAUAAGAGAGAAAAGUAUAAAUUAGAUUUAGAAUUAUUUAAAUUAGAAAAAGAAUUGAACAUAACGCAUUCUUCUUAUACAGCACCUUACCACGAUCAAAAUUGUGUACAAUUAGAUAUUGUUCAAUUAGUCGACAUAGAAGAAGAAAACGUUCAACUUACUAGAUCAAAUACAACUUAAAAUUAUAUAAUUUCUUAUAAAGUAAUCACUUCUU